Molecule: messenger RNA, 1626 nt
Organism: Rodentolepis nana
Lineage: Eukaryota; Metazoa; Platyhelminthes; Cestoda; Cyclophyllidea; Hymenolepididae
Source: the annotation of a GenBank genome assembly
AUGGAAACGGUUGAACGAUCACCGUUGAUGUACAGAUCUGGGGGUUUGCUUAAUAACUCUCCACCUACCGUGAAAUCGGAGACUGUUGAUGACCACUACGCCAUCAAGAUUGAGUCUAAUAUUACAAACACGCCUGUCUCACCAGGUAAACGCAGAAAAGCGCCAGAUUCAAGAUCCGAAAGUCCGGUUAUUGAAGCAAAGAUACCAAAAUGUUCCUCACCUGGUGAAGAAGAUGAAGAAGAGAGAUCCAAUUUUAAAACAUCAGUUGAAAGUAUGGCGAAGCUCUUUCCCCACUGUCCAACAGAGUUCAUUUCAAAUAUUUUAGCGGUAAUGGCAACGAAUGGGCUGAUGCCACCAGUCAAUCCUUCAAGUCAAGACCUUGCUUCUUCCCAGUCGCCUGGAUUAAGUAGGUGCGGAAGUAAUGAAAAAACACAUUCUUCGCCUCUUCCUUCUAAACCGAAGACAUCUCAUGCUAUCCAGGAUAUUUUAGGAGAGACCGAUAAAAUUAAUUACAAUGGAAGUAGAGGCAAGGAAUCACCUAGAUCCUCUACAUACGAUGAAAAGAAAGAGGAAGACUCGAAAAAACCUAGCUCACCUCAGUCAGCUCCAUCACAACCACCACCCCCACCACCACCACCGCCAAUCUAUCCCCUUCUUAAUUGGACCCCUCAACAUCCACCUCUUAGAUUCCCAUUGCAGGAAGACUUUUCCGCAACUCUUCGACAACUAGGAGGAGGUUCAAGUUAUCUUUCUGGAAUGAAUUCUCUCCCAUGUCCGUCUGCUUGUGACUUACCAAGGGGUGCAAGUGGUGGGACCAAUUUCUUCCCUCAACGAUUCGGAAUACCACAUGCUGGAUUAGCAAACCCACCAUCUCCAUCUCUUCUAUGGAUGCGAAAUCCAACUGAAAAUAUGAAUCAUAUGGAUAAAGAUGGCAAACGGAAGCAUACAAGGCCGACUUUCUCCGGUCAGCAGAUAUUCGCGCUUGAAAAAAUGUUUGAACAGACAAAGUAUCUGGCUGGACCCGAGAGAGCUCGAUUGGCCCUACUACUCGGAAUGUCGGAGAGUCAAGUUAAAGUGUGGUUCCAAAACCGUCGAACAAAGUGGAGGAAAAGGAGUGCGGCAGAUAUGACUACGAUAAAAUCAGGUUGCAGUAACCCUCAUCCAAAUUUUAUUCCUACAACAAAUAGCAUGAAAGCUUCAGUUACGAGUGGACAUUCGUCCCCACGAUCUGAGUCAAGACAUAAUCGUUCACCAAGUGAGGAUACGUCUGGAAAUUCUGUUGAGGCUUUCGAUGAAAGCAAAGAUUUGACAAAAUCCAUCCCACCUUCACAUCUCUUGCCACCGCCUCCUCCUCCUCUCCCUUCAAAUACUGGAGCUGGGGGUCAGCUUCCUCCAGUUAUUCCUCCACAUUUGGCGAGUGCAUUUCUAGCAGCCACUAGUUCACUUCAAGGUCUUCCAUUUCCUUUUGGAAUGCUUGGAAUUCCUCCAAGAGAAGAUAUUGAGGAGGCUUUGAGGUCACGUCACUUUGAGGGAUCUUCCUCAACCGCUAAUCAACCCUUGAAUCCUCUUUUCUCCCAAAUUCCUCCUUCCCACCCCUUGCCACAGAAUGGCACUGAGAAGCACUGA